Messenger RNA from Apis dorsata (giant honeybee), 1692 nucleotides. It is a transcript of the gene Acsf2, whose product is annotated as medium-chain acyl-CoA ligase ACSF2, mitochondrial. Gene Ontology annotation, biological process: fatty acid metabolic process. The annotation marks the transcript as partial. The record is from RefSeq and is a predicted model, not a curated record. Gene Ontology annotation, molecular function: medium-chain fatty acid-CoA ligase activity. NCBI's taxonomy places the organism in Eukaryota, Metazoa, Arthropoda, Insecta, Hymenoptera, Apidae. The transcript has 7 exons.
UCGUUGUCGUAUUUGCACUGCCCGGGGGACGUGGCGGUGAUCAACGAAACGUUGGGCAGUCUGGCUGGAACUGCUGCGAAGAGAUGGGCCGACAAGGAGUGCGUGAUCUCGGUUCACCAGGGCGUACGGUUGACGUUCACCGAGCUGCUCGAUCGCGCCGAUCGUUUCGCGGCCGGUUUGGCGAAGCUUGGCCUGAGACAGGGCGAUCGUCUCGGUAUAUGGGCGCCGAACGACGUCGAGUGGAUAAUCGGUUUCGUGGCCGCCACGAGGGUGGGCCUAGUCGUCGUCUCGAUAAACCCCACCUACCGAUUCGACGAGAUCACCUAUUGCUUGCAAAAGGUCGGGGUAAAGGCAGUCAUAUCCCCAGACAAUUUUAAAACCCAGGAUUAUCCCGCGAUGCUGCUACGCGCCAAACGAACCACGUGCCCCAUGUUGGAACACAUAAUUAUCUAUUCCAAAGAUCACAUUGAAGGGACGCUUCGAUUCGCCGACGUGGAGCGGCUCGCGUCCAAGAUCGAGGUCGAACGUGUCGCGGGUGAACAGGAUCGGAUAUCGUGUCACAGCGGUAGCAAUAUACAAUUCACUUCGGGAACCACUGGAAAACCGAAAGCUACCCUCUUAUCGCACAGAUCGUUGUUCAAUAACUCUAAACAGAGCGUAUUAAGGACGGAGAUAAGGAUGGAGCAGAAGGUGUGCUUGAACGUUCCGUUCUUCCACGUGUACGGCCUGAUUAAAGGAUUGUUGAACAUGUUUCAUGCCGGUAUCACGAUCGUGUUGGAAGCCCGCUCCUUCAAUCCUAUGAAAUCGUUGGAUGCGAUAAUAGGAGAAAAGUGCGAUAUCGUGUACGGAACACCGACUAUGUGGAUCACACUGUUGGAUGCGUAUCAUCGUGUUCAACCUCCGCCGAUAACUUUAGCCUGCGGCUUCACAGGUGGGGCGAUAGCGUCGCCUGAGCUUUUUAAAAAAAUAAGGGAAAGUUUCAACUUUGACAAUAUAAAGAGCAUAUAUGGGCUGACGGAGGUGUCAGGGAUUAUCUUUCAUUCGAUGCCCAACGAGAAGAAUGAAUUGACAGAUAAUACCGUUGGCCAUUUGAGUAGUCACAUCGAAGCUAUGGUCGUCGACGAGAAUGAGAAAAUGGUGCCUUUCGGCACCCCCGGGGAACUCUGGGUUCGAGGAUACUCAAACAUGAUCGAAUACUAUAACGACGAAGAGGCGACUAGGAAAACCUUUACCAAAGAUGGCUGGUUCAAGACCGGUGACCAAUUUAUCUUAAGAUCGGAUGGUUAUGGGCAAAUAGUCGGACGAUUGAAAGAGAUGAUAAUUCGGGGCGGAGAGAAUAUUUUCCCAAAGGAGAUCGAGGAUGUAAUAAUGAUGCAUCCCCUGGUGGCCGAGGUACAAGUUAUUGGCGCUUACGACAAAGUUUACGGCGAGGAGUUGUGCGCAUGCGUACGCCUUCGAGACGGCGCGAAACUUGAGAAGGAAGAGUUGAAGAAAUAUUGCGAAAGUCAUAUAGCGUCAUUUAAAAUACCGCGUUACGUAGAAUUCGUAACGGAUUAUCCGAAAACAUCCAGCGGGAAGGUGCAAAAGCAUAUACUGAAGCAAGAAAUGGAACGUAACGGAAUAAUUCCGGCGAGUCCGAAUUAAAAUAUUUUUGUUCGGAAAAGUUAAAAAAUAAUUUAAAGUCUUUUUUUU